This is a messenger RNA of Helianthus annuus (common sunflower), 1298 nucleotides long. RefSeq lists its product as uncharacterized. Bases 89 to 1048 code for a protein of 319 amino acids. The record is from RefSeq and is a predicted model, not a curated record. The transcript is spliced from 2 exons. Lineage: Eukaryota; Viridiplantae; Streptophyta; Magnoliopsida; Asterales; Asteraceae.
UUCUAUAAAAAGAGUUCACACCCUCCUCUCUCUCUAGACCCCCCUCCCCCACCAAAAAAACAAACAAGAUUUUGAAGAAAGAGAAAGAAUGGAGGAAGUUGCAUCUUUAUGGAGUUAUCAAGAGAAUGUGGAUGAACUUAAACAGAGGCUUAUGUACACAACACUUGAAUUAGAAGCCGUUAAAGCCGAAAACGAUGAAGAAAUAAGAAGGAACAGGGAAGCGGUUAAACGAUUGUUACAGUCGCUAAAGAUUGUUUGUCAAGAAAGAGAUGAAGCUAAAGAUCAACUUCAAAAGCUACUAAACAAGACUAUCCCCUCAAAUGACCAACAAAUGUUCAAGACAACGAACGCGUUGAUUGCAAAUGGUUUUGAUCAAGUUCGACAGCAUCAUCAAGGCCCGUUAAUGAUGCCCAUGAAGGCAAAUUCAAGUGUUAGUGAAUCAAAUAGUCUUAAUCAUAGCUCGUCUCCUGUUGACUCGCUUUUUGACCCGAUCUCGUCCCCCGAGUUUUCGAAUAUUAAUGUUGAAACACCCUUUGUUCAAGAUUAUGAUCAAAAUGGUGGGUAUUCAAAUCAUUUGAAUGGUUUGAUGAAUGUGCAAAAAGUGGAUCAAGCUACUUUGGUCAUGGAGGGUAUGAUUAAAGGCAAGACUUUGCCACAAAAGGGGAAUUUACUCGAGGCAGUAGUGGAAGCGGGCCCGCUUCUGCAAACAUUGAUGCUGGCGGGCCCACUUCCCAGAUGGCGGAAUCCGCCAUCAUUAAAGACGGUCCACAUCCCGUCAAUGGUGACUGUAGUUGAUCAGAUCACUGCAGCCCAGAAGCUAGACGUCGGGAAUCAAAAUAAGUUGAUAUCACCAAUGAUGAUGUUGAAGCAAUCACAACCGUACGCGCAAAUGGCUUGUGGGAGUUCUUCUCAAAUGAUGGCUGGUGGCGGCGGUGUUUUGAGUUACGGCGCGGUUAAUUUUGCUAGUAAUUUUCAAGGGAGGAUGGUGGAAGCUUGCCCUAGUGCUAGUAAUUUAGGCACAAUAGCAAAAAAGCAAAGAUUACAUUAAAAUGCCAACUUUAUUUUUCUUUCUUUUUUUUACAAUAGGUACAUGUGUGUAGGGUUGAGUGCCAUUCGGUCCGAACCGCCCAACCUGAGUGACCGAACCGAAAUUAAGGUGUCGUGGUUGGCCCUCGGUUUCAUAUUUGAGCAAUUUUCGGUCUUGGCUUCGAGCUAAAACCGAAUGCAAACAUAAUGUGUAUAAAGGCUAAAUUAUAUUGAUUAUGGUCCAAACAUUUAAAAAAUGGUAUGUUUGGGCU